Molecule: messenger RNA, 2709 nt
Organism: Sphaeramia orbicularis (orbiculate cardinalfish)
Lineage: Eukaryota; Metazoa; Chordata; Actinopteri; Kurtiformes; Apogonidae
Gene: ccm2
Product: CCM2 scaffold protein
Exons: 10
Coding region: 342-1727 (461 amino acids)
Biological process (GO): vasculogenesis; heart development
Source: RefSeq, a predicted model, not a curated record
CAACGCCCAAAAUGGCGGCACGAUUGAAAAGUUUUGACUGUUUGGAACGAGUUUGUCUUCUUUACACAUUAUUCGUUUUUCUAUUUUAACAUCCCUAAGGCGCACCGUUUUUACGUUGGUGGCGCGCCGAUGGUUCCUGUAACAUUUAAGGAAUUGCCAAAAACGAGCAUUUAAGCCCGCAGCUUGAAAUUCUGACUUCACUUUACUGAAGCUAUGCUAGGCUAAGCUAGGCUAGCAACUACUGACAGAUGAAUGUUGGUUAAAAGCUUCGGGAGUUAUGUCUUGUCUCAUCAAGAUCUCCAAGCUGAAUUGAAUAUGAAGAAGAGGACCCUUACAUAGAGAUGGACGAUGAUGUGAAAAAAGUGAAAAAGCCUGGUAUCGUGUCUCCGUUCAAGCGUGUCUUCCUGAAAGGAGAGAAGGGGCGGGAUAAAAAGGCUCAGGAGAAGGCUACAGAGCGCAGGGCUCUCCACACCUUCUCACUCUCUCAGCCUGACCACCGCAUCGACCCUGACAUCCUGCUUAACGACUACAUCGAGAAGGAAGUCAAAUACCUGGGGCAGCUGACGUCAGUACCAGGAUACUUGAACCCAUCAAGUCGCACAGAAGUCCUACAGCUCAUUGAUAAUGCAAGGAAGUCACAUCAGUUGGCAGGCCAGCUGACAUCAGAACAGGAUGCAGUGGUAAGCUUGUCCGCAUACAACAUAAAGCUUGUGUGGCGAGAUGGAGAGGACAUCAUCCUGAGAGUACCCAUCCAUGAUAUUGCUGCUGUAUCCUACAUCAGAGAUGACUCCUUGCACCUUGUGGUGCUUAAAACGGCCCAGGAGUCAGGGGGCUCUCCCUGUCCCAGCUCAUGUCCAGAUCUCAAUAAGUCCCAGACCCUGAGUUCUUUAUCAGAGAGUGGAGCAGUGCUCGUAGAAGUCUGCUGUCUGCUUGUCUUGGCAGUUGAUAAUAAGGCAGCAGCAGAGGAGCUGUGUCUUUUGCUCAGCCAAGUCUUUCAGAUUGUUUACACAGAAUCAACCAUCGAUUUCUUAGACAGAGCAAUUUUUGAUGGAGCAACCACACCUACCAGACACCUUUCUCUAUGUAGUGAUGAUUCGGCAAGCAAAGUGGAUGUUAAGGAGGCUUUUGAAGCAGACACCAGCACUUUUCCUUUCCAGGAUUCCAUGGAGGCUGAAGGAAAUUCACCUCCAGCUUCCACGCCAACAUCCCCUCAGACCAAAACCGCCAGUGAAGGAGAACUCAGUACCACUGCAGCUGAGCUGCUGCAAGACUACAUGACCACACUGCGGACUAAGUUGUCAUCCCAGGAGAUCCAACAGUUUGCUACUCUGCUCCGUGAAUAUCGUAACGGUGCCUCUAUUCACGAGUUCUGCAUUAACCUGAGACAGCUUUACGGGGACAGCAGGAAGUUCCUCCUACUCGGCCUACGUGCUUUCAUACCAGAGAAGGACAGCCAGCACUUUGAGAAUUUUCUCGAGACCAUUGGCGUAAAGGAUGGCCGAGGCAUCAUCACAGACAGCUUUGGCCGUUACCGACGCACAGCCAGCUCAGCCUCCGAUUCCACCACCAACGGAAAUGGAGCAGCAGGAGGAAGUGGCGACAGUGCAGCCUCAGACGAGGGCCAGGAGGCCUCUGAGGGUGACGAAUGGGACCGUAUGAUCACUGAUAUCAGUAACGACAUUGAAGCUCUGGGCUGCAGUAUGGACCAGGAGGGGGUCACACCCUGACACGGUGAACAAAAUGAGGUAAUAUUUAGAACUGGGGGCGUGGAAGGACAGCCACUCCUGGGAACACAGCGGUCAUGAACUGAAGGGAUCAGAUGAAGGUGGUCCUUAGCACUGACAUUUUGCGUAAUUGUAUUUUCCUCUAAUUGUCAAGAGGAUACAGUAUAGUUCCUGAGCAUCCAAGGAAAACCUCAAAAUAUUACCACGAAAACAUGAAGUCAACAAAUGCACUUAUCCAUAGUCUGUAGAUGAUCCAGAGUCAGUUGGCUAUUUUGCAUUUCAGAGGGAUUCAUAGCCUCUGGUCUAUUUUUACAGUUUCUUUGGUUGUACAAUCAUUUAUUGGCAGUAUCUGCCACUGCUGUCAGCAAUGUAGCUAAACAUUUCCAGAGUGAUUGAGAUUAUUUCAUUGUUUUUACCCUCAAAGACUCUUGGGAAUCCAUCAGAGGACUGUGUGCAUGUUUUUGAAGGUGAAGACUGAGGCUGUACUAGUUUGUUCUUUUGUAUUACUAUAGGUCAGUUGGCUUCAAUCCCCAGGUUUUUUUCAGUGAUUUCACAUUUGUGUGUUGCUGUGAGAGUUUAAUAUUUUGCUAUAUAUAUAAUUUUUUUUCCAUAGGUUUGGUGUACCAUUUAGUUUUACACUAUCAUUUGUUAUCAGUGUUUACUCGUUUAUAUAAUUUUGCCUUACUCAAACUGACCAAGGAAAUGCUGUACAACAAAAAUAUUCUCAUUCAGUUUAAGCAAUUGAGUGGGGACUGUCUUUGACAAAGCCAGUUAGUUAAUGGCUGAUGUAAAUUUAUGGUUUUUAGAUUUUUUUUUUUCCAUGCAGGUCAUCUAUGUUGUUUGACAUUACAUAUUGUAAAUUUUUAAUUGUGCCUUUACACUGCAGCACUGCUGCCAAAUGUCUGUCACAAUCCAGACAUGGAAUUAUGAACUAAAACUACAGUUGCUGAGCAAAUCAUGGUUAUUAAAUAACAGUUACUUUACA